AUGAUUGCCAAGGUCAGCGUCCUCGCUGCUCUGACAGCUACGCUGUCUGCUGUCAAUGCCCAGACCUUCCACAGGCUGGGUACCUGCCCGACCCUGGGUUGCAUUCUGCCCCCGGAUCAGCAAGACUUCUUGCCGGGCCAGUACUUCGAUCUCCGUUUCGAGGUCCACGCCCCCGUGAACGGCUCGGAGGCCUUCAAUAAGGGUGUCCCGGAUGAGAAGUUCACCGGCACCAUCACCAAAGACGGUGGCUCGCCCAAGAACAUCGCCGACUACUUCAAGGUCAGCGAGCCCCAGCUGGAGAAGUGGACCUUCUCCUGGUACGAGGACCUGUUCGCCCGCGAUGCCAAGAACAAGACCAUCGUCAACGCCGCCUCCAAGAUCUACCGCCGCAUCGCCCUCAACGAGCCCGGCACCUACAAGAUCAAGCUGAACUACUACAGCAACAAGACCACCGAGGCCACCUGGGUCGUCCGCCCUAUCGCCAAGACCAAGAAGGCCAAGAACAUCAUCUUCUUCAUCGGUGAUGGCAUGACCACCAACAUGAUCACGGCUGCCCGCCUGCUUGCCCACAAGUCCAUCAACGGCAAGUACCAGACCAAGUUUGCUCUGGACCAGAUGCCCGUCAUCGGCCAUCAGAUGACCCACUCCAUCGACAGCUUCAUCACUGACAGCGCCAACUCCGCCUCUGCCCUGUACAGCGGCCACAAGUCCACUGUCAACGCCAUGGGCGUUUACGUCGACUCGUCCCCCGACUCGUUCGACGACCCCAAGGUCGAGACCAUUGUUGAGAUCAUCACCCGUCUCUGGGGCUCCGCCUGGGGUGCCGUCUCCACUGCCUUCAUGGCCGAUGCUACCCCCAUUGCCCUGGCCACCCACACCCGCACUCGCGGCAUGUACGGCCCUCUCAUUGACCAGAUGCUGAACGGUGUCACCAACUACACCUGGACCAAGAUGAACGGCCCCGACGUCUUCUUCGGUGGAGGUGCUGAGCAGUUCCUGCCCGGCUCUGGCUCCUAUCAGGGCAAGGACUACUACGACGCGUUUGCCAAGAAGGGAUACACCGUCUCUCUGAACAAGACCUCUCUCCUGAAGGCCGAUGACUCCAAGAAGGCCCUUGGUAUCUUCUGCACUGGCAACCUGCCUGUCUGGCUGGACCGCAACAUUUUCCCCGACAACCUCAAGAAGCUCAAGAACGAUCCCUCGGGCAACAAGUCGGCCGCCCUUGACCUUCCCGGCCUCAAGGAAAUGACUCUCAAGGCCAUCGACGUCCUCCACAAGCGCGGCGGAGAUAAGGGCUUCUUCCUUAUGUCCGAAGCCGCCAGUAUAGAUAAGCAGAUGCACGCAUUGGACUACUCUAGGGCUCUCGGUGAUCUCAUGGAGCUGGACGAUACUCUGAAGGCGACGAUCGAGAAGCUUGAGAAGAUUGGUGAGCUCAACAACACCCUGAUCGUCGUCUCGGCCGACCACGGCCACGGUUUUGAUGUCUUCGGUAACGCGGACACCAAGUACUUGGCUGCGCAGAAGGAUGACCGCAAGAAGCGUGAUGCCGUGGGCGUCUAUGCCAACUCUGGUCUUUCCGGCUACCAGAUGGAGCAGCCCGGCAUCAGCUACAACACGGGUGCCAACUUCCCCGUCAACUGGGACCCCCGCUACGCCAUCGCCCCCGGCUUCGGCGCCAACCCUGACCACCGCGAGAACUACCGCGUCAACAAGAGCCCCCGUGUGCCGGCUGUUGACGGCCUUCCCGGCUUCGGCAAGGACAACUACUUUGUCAACCCCGCGGACAACACGGACGGCUUCAUCGUCAACGGCACCCUCCCGACCGAGGAGGCCCAGGGCGUCCACUCGCUGACCGACGUCCCCGUGUACGCCCGCGGUCCCUGUUCGGACCUCUUCCAGGGCACCUACAACAACAUCGACAUCUUCUACAAGAUGGCCGAGUGCUUUGGUCUGGGCCAGCCGUCCCACGGAACCGGCAACGGCACUUCCCCUGGCUGCAAGAAGCACUAA
Thyridium curvatum is the source of this 2010-nucleotide messenger RNA. RefSeq lists its product as uncharacterized. The record is from RefSeq and is a predicted model, not a curated record. Gene Ontology annotation, biological process: dephosphorylation. The transcript has 2 exons. The coding region runs from base 1 to 2010 and encodes 669 amino acids. Gene Ontology annotation, molecular function: alkaline phosphatase activity. NCBI's taxonomy places the organism in Eukaryota, Fungi, Ascomycota, Sordariomycetes, Thyridiales, Thyridiaceae.